Messenger RNA from Vigna angularis (adzuki bean), 1388 nucleotides. RefSeq names its product phosphatidylinositol/phosphatidylcholine transfer protein SFH2. The transcript is spliced from 12 exons. NCBI's taxonomy places the organism in Eukaryota, Viridiplantae, Streptophyta, Magnoliopsida, Fabales, Fabaceae. The record is from RefSeq and is a predicted model, not a curated record. The coding region runs from base 168 to 1142 and encodes 324 amino acids.
AGAGAGAGAAAAUUUAGAAGGAGGGGUGGAAUUUUUUGUUGUUGAUGAUAGGCCCGUCUUUGUUGAAUACUCUUCUUCGUCUUCUUUGUUGAAUAUAUAUCUAUAUAUAUGGUUGAGCCUUCGCCUUCUUCAUCUUCCUUUUGCUUCAAGAACAACAACACCAAGAAAUGGGGGUUGGUUCCCAGGAUGCCAUCAAGCAGUUCCAGGCAUUCAUUGAACAAGUUGAGGAGCCUUUGCGAGGAACGUUUCAGAAUGUUCAUCAAGGAUAUGUCACCGAAACUUUAAUGCGCUUUCUUAAAGCAAGGGACUGGGAUCCUUCCAAGGCCUAUAAAAUGUUGGUUGACUGUUUAAAUUGGAGAGUGCAAAAUGAGAUUGACCAUAUAUUAUCUAAACCGAUUGUUCCUGCUGAUUUAUAUAGAUCAGUGCGUGAUUCACAGCUCAUAGGUUUGUCUGGUUACUCCAAAGAGGGUCUGCCUGUCUUUGCAAUCGGUGCUGGGCUUAGCACAUUUGACAAAGCAUCUGUCCAUUAUUACGUGCAGUCUCACAUUCAAAUUAAUGAAUAUCGUGACCGUAUAAUAUUGCCUUCUGCAUCAAAGAAGCAUAAGCGUACUAUUACCACUUGUAUAAAGAUUUUAGACAUGACCGGUCUGAAGUUAUCAGCCCUGAAUCAGAUUAAGUUGUUAACUAUUAUAUCAUCCAUUGAUGAUCUGAAUUACCCUGAGAAGACAAAUACUUAUUACAUUACAAAUGCUCCAUACAUAUUUUCAGCUUGUUGGAAGGUUGUGAAGCCACUUUUACAAGAGAGGACAAGAAGAAAAAUGCAGGUUUUACCCGGUUGUGGUCGAGAUGAGCUGUUGAAUAUCAUGGAUUACUCGUCGCUACCACAUUUUUGUAAGAGAGAAGGCUCCGGUUCAUCCAGACAUUCAGAAGCCGGAAGUGAAAAUUGCUAUUCUUUGGAUCAUCCCUUCCAUCAAGAGCUUUACAACCACAUCAAGCAGCAAGCCAGACUCCGUGAAGCUGUUGAACCCAUCAAACACGGGUCGUUUCAUGUGGAUUUUCCUGAACCUCCUGAUGAUGAAGUUGAGAUUGCCAAGAAUAUAGAGUCAGAGUUACACAAGUUUGAGAACGGCAAUGGUGUCUAAUACUUCAAUACCUUAUUUUAGAUUACUGUUGAGACCUCUAAAUCAGAGAUCUUUUGCAUGUACAACCAAUGUAGAAGUACACACAUCAGAAUUAGUUCUAUCAAGAAUCGGCUUACUUAGCAUUGUUUACGUAUGUUAAGAGAAAUUAAGUGGCUGUUGAUUAAAUGCAAAUCCCAGCUUUACAUCGUGUCAUAAUACAAGAGAUCAAUAUCAGAUAUAAUAUUUUAUCCUCGUGUUUAUUUUAAA